ACUCUGGAUGCUGGACCCCAAGGACAUUGGUGAAUGGCAGCACGAGGAGUUCUACCGCUUCAUAGCACAGGCUUACGACAAGCCCCGCUACAUCCUGCACUACAAGACCGACGCUCCCCUCAACAUCCGCAGCAUCUUCUACGUGCCUGAGCAAAAACCAUCCAUGUUUGACAUCAGCAGGGAAUUGGGCUCCAGCGUUGCCCUCUACAGCCGCAAAAUUCUCAUCCAAACCAAAGCUGCAGACAUCCUGCCUAAAUGGCUGCGUUUUCUUAGAGGUGUUGUGGACAGUGAGGAUAUACCCCUGAACCUCAGCAGGGAGCUGCUGCAGGAGAGUGCCCUUAUCAGGAAGCUCCGAGAUGUUUUGCAGAAGAGGUUGAUCAAGUUCUUCAUUGACCAGAGCAAGAAGGACCCCGAGAAAUAUGCCAAAUUCUUUGAGGACUACGGGGUAUUCAUGAGAGAGGGGAUUGUCACAAUAGCAGAGCAGGAUGUCAAGGAGGACAUAGCAAAGUUGCUACGUUAUGAAUCGUCCGCCCUUCCCGCAGGCCAGCUGACCAGCCUGAGCGACUACGCCUCCCGCAUGAAGGCAGGGAGCAGAAACAUCUACUACCUGUGCACACCCAACCGGCACCUGGCUGAGCACUCCCCAUACUUUGAGGCCAUGAAGAAAAAGGACAUGGAGGUCCUGUUCUGCUAUGAGCAAUUUGAUGAGCUGACACUCUUGCACCUUCGGGAGUUUGACAAGAAGAAGUUGAUCUCGGUGGAGACAGAUAUUGUUGUUGAUCACUACAAGGAGGAGAAGUUUGAGGAGAGCCGCCCAGCUGCCGAACGUCUGACAGAGAAAGAGGCUGAGGAUCUGAUGGCCUGGAUGAGAAAUGCCUUGGGCUCUCGAGUCACUGGUGUUAAGGUGACUACACGGCUGGACACCCACCCCGCCAUGAUCACUGUGCUCGAGAUGGGGGCUGCCCGCCACUUUCUUCGCAUGCAGCAGUUGGCCAAGACCCAAGAGGAGCGUGCCCAGCUCCUGCAGCCCACCCUGGAGAUCAAUACAGGGCAUGCUCUGAUUAAGAAGCUUAACGAGCUGAAGGACAGUCAGCCUGAUCUGGCCCAGCUCUUGCUUGAUCAGAUAUAUGAGAAUGCAAUGAUAGCAGCAGGACUGAAUGAGGAUCCCAGACCAAUGGUGAGCCGGCUGAAUGAACUCCUCACCAGAAUCCUGGAGAAGAACUGAGCCCCACAAGGCUGAAGGAUGAACUCUGUGCUGAUCUCUCUUUCCUCAAGUGCAGUCACUCUGUCAGCUAUUGCAGCAUCUGCUUGCAGGCACUGUGCAGCGAGAGGUUCACGUGGCAGAGGGCCAGGGAGAAUGCAGGGGACUUCUAACCCUCACUGCACAGGGAGGAGCAAAUUGUAAUUAUUAGAUCAUAUGUCAUCAACCUGUUCAAAGUGUGAUAUUCUUAGUGGGGACAAAAUCCAGAGGUUGCUACUAAAACAAUAUACCCAAAUUUCUGACACAAGCCUGAAGAGCCUCAUUUCAUACUGUUUCUCGAAAUGGCCUUUACCUAAACAGAUGUUGGCAGCAAGAUUCCCAGUUGGGUCUGUGAAUACACCCCCUCAUCCACUGAAUCGCUGUGCACCAUUGUGCUCCGAACAAGCACUCACAGAAUUAAUUUGUUAGGAAACCUGCACCUCUGACCAGGCAGGAGGAGUUUGCUGGCAUGGAGAUAGGUUGCUGCCGUUAGCAGACACAGAUACUGUUGGUGGAACAUGUCAGUAGAAUCCCGUGGCAGAAAAGAUCACCGAGCUGUCGGAUAAUUGAGUUCAUCCUGGUCUUGCUGUUGAGAAAGGGAAGUAACUGGGAAACAGCUUUCCAGCGUGUGGCUUUCUGGAGAGUCUCCAGGGUUUUUGCCUCUUCUGUGGGCUAAACUGCAUGUCUGGCUGAUCUGUAUUUAUGAUAAAUAAACUUCUUUUCCA
Cariama cristata (Red-legged seriema) is the source of this 1965-nucleotide messenger RNA. It is a transcript of the gene TRAP1, whose product is annotated as TNF receptor-associated protein 1. The record is from RefSeq and is a predicted model, not a curated record. NCBI's taxonomy places the organism in Eukaryota, Metazoa, Chordata, Aves, Cariamiformes, Cariamidae. Gene Ontology annotation, biological process: protein folding. Gene Ontology annotation, cellular component: mitochondrial inner membrane. Bases 8 to 1225 code for a protein of 405 amino acids. The transcript has 10 exons. Gene Ontology annotation, molecular function: ATP binding; protein kinase binding; ATP-dependent protein folding chaperone.